AUGGUUCACAGUGUAGGUGCAGUAGUCCGGCUGUGCUGGAUUCUUUGUUGCCUUCUUCCUCUCGUUCAAUGUCAGCGUGGUGGUAACGGAUUUGGUGGCCCUUCCAAGCCCUUCAAGCCCGGUGGUGGCGGCUUUGGACCACCGGGCGGUCCUCCGGGCGGUCCUCCAGGCGGUCCUCCAGGCGGUCCUCCAGGCGGUCCCCCAGGCGGUCCCCCGGGCAAUCCCUUUCGUAAUGGUGGAUUUCCUGGGAAGCCUGGCGGCGGCGGUGGUGGUGGAGACUUUCGUGGUGGAUUCGGACCGGGCUUUGGACCGCCACCCAACUCACAGUUUGGCAAUGGAAAACCAGGCGGUGCACCGGGCCAGCAACAGCAAGGCGAUCAAUCCGCGUCCGAGGAGCAGAAAGGACAACAGUCUGCAGAGGACGUGACGCCCGCCCAAGCAGCCGAACCUGCUACGCCCGCCCCAUCGACCGCAGCCGUAGCUGUACCAGCCCAAACUUCAACCACGCUAGCAACGGCAGACGACGGCGAAAUGGCCGUGAACCAACCCGAAAUUAUGCCCAGCAGCCUCGAAGCCGCUACCCCAACCACCACCGAAGCUCCCUCCCAGGCGCCCUCCAGCAUCGCCGACGCAUUCGGCGACCCUUCCACUUCCAUCCAACCAGCCAUCCCCAUCCUAGUCCCAUCAAGUUCCAUCAACAACAUCGUCGCCACCAGCUCCAUCGACUUCCAGCAAUUCCCCCUCCCCUCCUCCGCAAAAUCGACCCUCACAACCUCAACCACCAUCUACGUAACCCCCUCCCCAGUCCCCGCCUCCGAGUCCCCGGGCGAAGCCGCAUCCACAGCAGCAGAAGCGUCCCCCACACCCACCCUGGACCUCGCGCCCCUCUCCCCUCCCACCAGCAACACCAUGAGCGCCUCCGCGCAAGCCGGCAUGGGCGUCGGCAUCACCUUCGGCGUGCUCUCAGUCGCCGGCGCAACAGGCCUCUACCUCUGGCGACGCCGGCGUAACCAGCGCUUCGACCGCAGCACACGCAGCGGACGCCGCCGCGGGGGCGGACUCGGCGGCUUCUUCCGCAUGCGGUCACCCUUCAACAGCAAGCACGACGCCGAGUGGAGCAUCGAAUCUGCCGAGCAGGUAGAAAUCGUGCGCGGCGCGAGCGCGCGGUCCGUCAGCACUGGGGGGUCGCGCGGCGACAGCCGGGGCUCGGCCGACGGCAAGCCCUCGUCUGCGGCUGCGGGAGCGGGAGGAACAGGGAACGAGAAGAUCGGCCUCGAGGUGCUGAAAAUCGGCAUGAGGGUGCCGGAUCGGAAACCUAAUCCGGCGCUGACGAGCAAUCCGCCGGUUUCGCCGGGCCAGUUCCCGACGCCGCCGAGCUCGCGGGGCAGUGCGAGUGCGGGUGCGCCUGCGCCGGCGGAGGGUGCGGAGAGGAAGGAGGGCAAGACGAGUAGCUGGCCGCUGCCGGAUUGACUCGAGGACUGGGAGGCGAGGAUGCGUGGGAGUGCGCGGAAUUCGAGGAAUGCGGUGUAGUAGUAAGUGAAUGGAAGAGUUUGGGUGUUAGGAACGGUGUAUGGAGUUCGCUUCUUGCUUGCCGGUCUGCGUGUGGUAUGACAUGUACAAUGGCGGCGUAUUCGAAAAGCUGGACUUGGAUACCUUUUUUCUUUCCACUUCGUAAACCUAGUCUAGUCUUCUGCUUGUGUGGAGGCUCUUGUAUUUCUAUUACCUAGUAGAUAGCUUGUCAGUCCUUAC
This is a messenger RNA of Trematosphaeria pertusa, 1749 nucleotides long. RefSeq lists its product as uncharacterized. The record is from RefSeq and is a predicted model, not a curated record. The transcript has 2 exons. The coding region runs from base 1 to 1470 and encodes 489 amino acids. NCBI's taxonomy places the organism in Eukaryota, Fungi, Ascomycota, Dothideomycetes, Pleosporales, Trematosphaeriaceae.